AUGCCCCUCCGAUUUCUCUGUCUGCAUGGGUGGGGGACAAGUGAAAAGAUCCUCCGGGCCCAACUGCAGCCGUUAAUGGCCGAGCUGGAACGCGACCACACGGCCAGCUUCCACUUUGUCGAGGGCGAGAUCGAAUCCGACCCGGGCCCGGGCAUUGCAGGCGUCUACGAGGGCCCCUACUGGAGCUACCACCCGUUCCCCCUGCGCGGGGGCGACCAGGAACCGCACGACCAGACGGUCCUGGCCGAAGCGUACGCCAUGCUCGACGAGACCAUCGCCCGGGAGGGCCCCUUUGACGGCCUGCUGGGCUUCUCGCACGGGGGGGUCCUGGCCGCGGGAUACCUGCUGCGCCAGGCUCGCGGGGGGGGUGGUCUGCCCUGGGGGGGUGAUCUGCCCCGGGGGCCCCUGCCCCGGGGGCCCCUACCACUACCGGUGCGGUGUGCAGUGUUUGUCAACUCGCUGCCACCGUUCCGCAUGGCGCCUGGCCAGCGCCCGGCGAUCGAGAGGGACCUGCUUGCCCCCGGCCACCCGCUGGCCUUGCCUACGGUGAGCAUCGUGGGCGCCCAGGAUGCCUUGCGCCCGUACUCGCUGGCCCUGCACGCCCUGUGCGAGCCGGCCUCUGCCGGGCUGGUGGUGCAUUCGCGUGGCCACGAGAUCCCGGGGGACAGGAAGAACGUGGUGCGGAUGGCGGCAGCGAUCCGUAAGAUGGCGGUGGAUGUGUCUUUGUUUCCGAAUCAUUGCUGAAUGUAUUCUUAUGUGUCAUCUCGGCUCUUUUCUAUUUCU
Messenger RNA from Penicilliopsis zonata CBS 506.65, 783 nucleotides. RefSeq lists its product as hypothetical. Lineage: Eukaryota; Fungi; Ascomycota; Eurotiomycetes; Eurotiales; Aspergillaceae. The record is from RefSeq and is a predicted model, not a curated record. The coding region runs from base 1 to 744 and encodes 247 amino acids. Gene Ontology annotation, cellular component: nucleus; cytoplasm. The transcript has 2 exons.